UCCCUCAAACUUUGGGUGGAAUAUAGUAAUUUUACUCUUUAGGUUUAGGUUAAUUUAUUCUUUAUGGAAAAUACACCGUCUGACAGAAAUUUGGAGAAAGGAGAUUCAACAAAAGAGUUUCAAGACAACUGGAAACGCCAAUCGAAUUAUUUGGGUGACUUUUUCUCAUAUUCUUCUUCAAAUUGUUAUCAAGUGAGAUUUGGGUGUGUGCAUUGGUCAGGAUUAUGACAUUUGCCUUUAGAUUUUGAACUAUCAAAGUUGUCUGAGAAAUUGUGAAAAACUUUACAUUAAGUAUCAGUUUCAAAGACCUCAAUGUCUCUAAGGAAACCCCCACUUCCAAGGCUGCUCCUCAACAAUGUUUCUUGUAUGCGAAAUGCUCAACAAAUCUUGCGGCAUGUGAAUGUCUCUCUUCAUGAUGGUGGGGCGCUUGUGUUGACAGGCACCAAUGGCUCAGGAAAGAGUACAUUCCUUCGGAUGUUGGCUGGAUUCAAUAGACCUUCAGCCGGCAAGAUUCUUUGGAAUGGUCAUGAUAUCACAAAAUCAGGAGUCUUCCACCAGUAUAAGCUUCAACUCAACUGGAUGUCACUCAAAGAUGCUGUGAAGGAGAAGGAGACACUCCUUAUGAAUGUUGAGUGGUUCGAACUUCUCGAAGGCAAACAAGGGAACUCUCUGCCUGCUUUGGAGCUAAUGGGGCUUGGAAGAUUGGCAAAGGAUAAAGCAAGAAUGCUUUCAAUGGGGCAAAGAAAAAGGUUGCAGCUAGCAAGGUUGCUUGCAAUUGAUCGCCCAAUUUGGUUGCUUGAUGAGCCUUCUGUUGCAUUGGAUGACGAAGGGGUGAGGCUGCUCGAGUAUAUCAUUGCGGAGCACAGAAAGAAGGGUGGCAUUGUGAUUGUCGCAACACAUUUACCAAUUCAGAUUGAGGAUGCCAUGAAUCUGAGGCUUCCACCCAGGUUCCCUAGGCGAAUGACCUUUGUCGAUAUGCUUGAUCGCUCAGACGUACAAUAAACCUGCAGAAGAAUCAGUGUGUCCAUUGCAGAGAGGAAAAGUAUCCCUCAUUAUCGUGAUGUGCUCAUACGAAGUUCUGUGGUUCGCUAAAUCCCGCAUCAUAUUUGAACUGGUUUGUCCCAUAUCUGAUUCACAACUUAGAAUAAUUGAAGAGACUCUUCAAGUUGUACAAUUGAAAUGGACUAUUUCCUGAAAUAAAUUAUUCAGUUAUUCUCAAUUGAA
This is a messenger RNA of Mangifera indica (mango), 1224 nucleotides long. RefSeq names its product ABC transporter I family member 1. The transcript is spliced from 2 exons. The record is from RefSeq and is a predicted model, not a curated record. Lineage: Eukaryota; Viridiplantae; Streptophyta; Magnoliopsida; Sapindales; Anacardiaceae. Gene Ontology annotation, biological process: cytochrome complex assembly. The coding region runs from base 313 to 1002 and encodes 229 amino acids. Gene Ontology annotation, molecular function: ATP hydrolysis activity; ATP binding; transmembrane transporter activity.